AUGGAAGGCGAAGUGACGCACAAGCGAAAGAGAUCUUACCAAAAUGAGCUAUCCGGGAAAAACAGCGUGAACAAGAAAAUCGUAUUUUUUCAUAUGGUCUAUCUGACGCUCCUUUUUAUGGCAUGCUUUGUAGGAGGAGUGCUGCUAGGAUUCUGGACCACUUCGUAUACUCCCGAGAUAAGUAUAAUCGAAGACGAUGCGAAUAAGUUUCAGUUUCGGUACAUAAAUGAUAAGAUAAUAAUUGGGGCAAAAUUAAACAUAAAAUUAAGGGUUACUAAUAAUACGACACUGUCGUAUAGUCUUUCUGCGGAGAGUUUAAAGUACUUUUACUACCCGGUGGGAGCGAAUCACAGCUGUCUCCUGUACAACGGAGGUACUGACAAGGAGUGAGCCUGGGGGCAAGCUCAGCUAAGCAGACGCCCCUCUCGCGAAAGAGCGAAAUAAGCGUGCCGCCGAACAAGGACGAGAGGACCUUCCCCACGAAGUUAUCCAUCAAAGUAAAAUAUUCGAUGCUCACCCCCUCGAGCGUUAUCCACACUGUACCUUUACACCUGGGUUACGAACUGACAAAAGAGCACAGAGAAGAAAUACAGCCACUAUAUAACGACUGCAAGCGGUUCAAUAGGUUAUACUUUUCGGUUAGACUUGAAGAUCUGUACAUCUCGAACGAGUUUAGGAAAGUACAUAACGAGAAAAAGUAUGAGUUGAUAUUUUCUUCUACAUGUUCCAUUGAUGCAAAUGUGGAUUCCUUCUUCAAUUCUAGGCCUCUUUACAAGCCUGCCAUUUUGGGCAACUUAGCCAAUGACCCCAGUUUACUGGGCUAA
Molecule: messenger RNA, 824 nt
Organism: Plasmodium cynomolgi strain B
Lineage: Eukaryota; Apicomplexa; Aconoidasida; Haemosporida; Plasmodiidae
Exons: 4
Coding region: 1-390 (129 amino acids)
Source: RefSeq, a predicted model, not a curated record